AUGCGAGAUCGUGAAGAGAAAAUGAGCACUUUCAGAGGUACUAGUGACUUCUGCCAGCCCGACGUUCAGAGGUGUUUGAACGGCACCGAGCCCGCCAAGCUCCGUCAGGUCAAGGUCAGGUAUGAUCUGAACGGUUUCUCCUACGCCAAGACCACCGUUGGAUCAGAGGCAUGGGAUUUGCGCGAAGACUAG
This is a messenger RNA of Penicillium macrosclerotiorum, 192 nucleotides long. RefSeq names its product fad binding domain protein. Bases 1 to 192 code for a protein of 63 amino acids. The record is from RefSeq and is a predicted model, not a curated record. The transcript is spliced from 2 exons. NCBI's taxonomy places the organism in Eukaryota, Fungi, Ascomycota, Eurotiomycetes, Eurotiales, Aspergillaceae.